UUAUUCUCUUUUGCGUUAGCUUUGAUUGUUUUUGGAUUUAAUCUCCUGUUUAAUCUCAACGUGUUGAUUUUCUAUUUUUCAGGACGCAUGUGACUUAGUUUGUCCUAUGGGGAAGGUUAAACGUGGUGAAGAUGCCGAUUUUGAACUAGCUCUUUCUAUUCAUCGGGAGGAGAACUCUCGUGACACACGUUUCCGAAGCAGAGAGGCAAAAAAUGUGUCUUCUCCUGGUAGUGGAUCUCUGUUGGAACAGUCAUGGAGUAGUGGUACCUUAAAAGGUCAAUACGUGGAGGACGAUAUCGAUCUGAGUGCUCUCCAAAACGUGGUUAUUUAUCACAGAGAAAAAGAGUUCUUUAGUUUCCUAGAUACUGCGAACGAAACAGCAGUUGAUCAGAGGUUUCGCGAUGGUGCAUAUAUUAAUUGUGACUUACGUUACUUUAAUUUACGCUAUCUUCGCGAGAAAUUGGGAAGUUUUGAUGUGGUUUUAGCGGAUCCGCCUUGGCGUAUACGUGGAGCUGAAAAGAAAUGUUCUAGCGAUGGUAUCAUGAACACCAUGUUUAGCAACAGUCGUUGGCAGUUGGAAUAUCGUACUCUUUCGUUUCAAGAUAUUAGAGAUAUGGAUAUUGGUUGUCUUUCAGAUGAAGGGUUUCUUUUUCUUUGGGUUGUCAAGUCACAAGUAGCUGCAGGGUUGGAAUGCCUUGGUAAAUGGGGUUAUGAUUAUGUGGACCUCAUUACUUGGGUAAAGACGAGAAAUCGCAAAUUACAUAUCAGUCAUGGAUAUCAUAUUCUUCAUUCUACCGAAUUGUGUUUAGUUGGUUUGAAAAGUGGACCCAAUACUCGAUUUCGUUAUGUAGGAAAGGUUGCCAACGAUGUUAUUAUUUCGAGUGUUCGAGAACGAAGCAGAAAACCGGAUCAGUUGUAUCAUAUCAUCGAAGCCAUGUUUCCAGGUUCUCAAAAGAUAGAGUUGUUUGCGAGGAACCAUAAUAUUCGUCCUGGUUGGCUUAGUCUUGGAAACGAGUUGGGUGAGAAUUAUGUUUAUUGGCACAACGAGUUUACUUGUGAUCGUUGCCAGAGACGUAUUACGACAGGACGAAGGCGUUACAAGUCACGAAUUAAGGCCAAUUAUGAUAUUUGUGAAAUUUGUUGGCCAGCAUAUUUAUCCGAACAUGCACAAGAUGGAAUAGCAAGUCAAGAAGCUCAUUUUUUUGCUUUGGAAAAUGUUGUCGAGGAGGCUGUUUAUCACGAGUAUUUUGAAUGCAAUAUGUGCAAAGUGACUCCUAUUUGGGGUGUUCGUUUUAGUUGCCAAAAUUGUGAAGAAUAUGAUUUGUGUGAAGCUUGUUUCGAUAAGAGUCUUUUGCAUGAAGAAGGAAAAAAGCAUUCGCUAUUGCAUACUUGGAAAGCUUAUGAGCUUCCUCAGAGUGCGGGCGACCUUCCCGUCCAUCGAGGAGCUCGUUGUCAAGGAUGCUUACAAUAUCCAAUCAUUGGAUAUCGCUUUCACUGUUUGGAAUGUGUUCCUACAGUUGACUUGUGUCAAAAAUGUUUCUUUGCCAUGAAACUUCCGCGUUCUCAUACUUUUCAACAUGAAAUGGAAGCUAUCAUAACUCCUUCUGCCUCAGAGUUUCGUCGACAUACUGCUUGUGCUGGAUGCAAAAUGAAACCUAUUGGAGGAAAUUACUGGAAAUGUGAUAGCUGUUUCAGUUUCGAACUGUGCGAUGAAUGUUAUCAAAACAAAGUAGUUACUUGGAGCUAUCCUGGACAUAAGGCACAUCACAGUUUUUCGAUGGUGAUCCAACAAGAGGGAAAUAGCGCUGCUGCUUUACAAUUGAAAGAGUCUCCCUUGUUAGAACAAGAAACGACUUCACCAGUAGUAACACCCACAUCGUCCAACUGGAUAAACACCCCAACCAACGAAUGACAACUCUAUUCAACGAUGUUCAAUGAAAAAGCCACAAGGUUACAAAUAAAGCUUCUUCUUUUCGA
Messenger RNA from Galdieria sulphuraria, 1977 nucleotides. RefSeq names its product mRNA (2'-O-methyladenosine-N6-)-methyltransferase. The record is from RefSeq and is a predicted model, not a curated record. Lineage: Eukaryota; Rhodophyta; Bangiophyceae; Galdieriales; Galdieriaceae. Gene Ontology annotation, cellular component: RNA N6-methyladenosine methyltransferase complex. Gene Ontology annotation, molecular function: zinc ion binding; nucleic acid binding; methyltransferase activity. The transcript has 8 exons. The coding region runs from base 107 to 1912 and encodes 601 amino acids.